CCUGACAGUUUGAUUGUGGUUCGUCAGGACAGCCCAACGACGCGCUUUCUGCACAGCUGCACGAUGCCGAGUUCAUGCAGAGAAUUAAGAGACGCACUGGCGCAAUGCCUGCAAGAAUCAGAUUGCAUCAUGGUCCAGCGGCACACCCCGCGUGAAUGCUUGAGCACCCCCUCGUCGAUGAGCUGCCUAUGAAAUGCCAACAGUUGCGGAAAGGAUUCAGCGAGUGCAAGCGAGGGUUGAUCGACAUGCGAAAGCGAUUCCGUGGAAAUCAGCCCAUUUCAGUUUCCAGGGAGCUCGAAGGAGGCAAAUCCCUAUCCCACCAGCAACUAUACGCCGGCAAGCCCGCCUUCGAAACCGUUAAGGAGAUUAGCGGGAAUGAAGUUCAGAUGGACCCCGAGAAGACUAGGGGACUAUAAGUUUUCAAGCUCGCGACUCACUAGGCUGGCGAAAUGCCUAGAUCCGCUGUCCUGAAUUUUAUAACACGGCAUUUGAUCUUACCUCCUGGCAUCGUUUGGAGUUCCCAGUUGGCGGAAUGUUUGUGUCUCCGGAUUUUGUGUAACACUACUGGCUUAUGGCAUAUGACUGUACAUACUUUUGAAUUAUGGGUUUCCGGCGCAAGUACACGCUUCAUUGCGAACUAUCAUUCGUUGAGAUUUUAC
Aspergillus novofumigatus IBT 16806 is the source of this 659-nucleotide messenger RNA. RefSeq names its product PET191 family protein. The record is from RefSeq and is a predicted model, not a curated record. The coding region runs from base 156 to 416 and encodes 86 amino acids. The transcript is spliced from 3 exons. Gene Ontology annotation, cellular component: mitochondrion. Gene Ontology annotation, biological process: mitochondrial respiratory chain complex IV assembly. Lineage: Eukaryota; Fungi; Ascomycota; Eurotiomycetes; Eurotiales; Aspergillaceae.